Molecule: messenger RNA, 3817 nt
Organism: Prosopis cineraria
Lineage: Eukaryota; Viridiplantae; Streptophyta; Magnoliopsida; Fabales; Fabaceae
Product: probable LRR receptor-like serine/threonine-protein kinase At3g47570
Exons: 7
Coding region: 29-3784 (1251 amino acids)
Biological process (GO): protein phosphorylation
Molecular function (GO): protein kinase activity; protein binding; ATP binding
Source: RefSeq, a predicted model, not a curated record
GCAAUUUUGUUAAGUCCGAUUUACUAACAUGGGAGAACUUGCUUCCUUUGUUUUUGUUCUCUUACUUCAUUGCUUCAUGGCCUCCUUAGCUUGGAGUAGUGAGACAAAUAUCACCACCGACACAUCAGCACUUCUUGCUUUUAAAUCCAUUAUCACUUCAGAUCCAUAUGAUUUCUUAGCUAAUUGGUCUGUCUCCUCUUCUCCAUGCAAUUGGGUUGGUGUCACUUGCAAUACUCGCCAUGGAAGGAUUCAUUCUUUAAAUCUUGGAGAUAUGGGUCUUACAGGCAUGAUAUCUCCAAAAUUAGGAAAUCUCUCAUUCCUUGUUGAACUUAAUCUUGGUGACAACAACUUUCAUGGUGAAAUGCCAAAAGAGUUAGUUCAAUUGCGAAGAUUGAAACAACUCAACCUGAGCUUUAAUGAAUUCCAUGGAGAGGUUCCAGCAUGGAUAGGGGAGUUGUCAACACUACAACACUUGAGCCUUCGCAAUAAUAGUUUUAGUGGAUUCAUUCCAAUGUCUAUAUUCAACUUGUCAAGGUUGGAGAUCUUAAAUUGGAAUUUUAAUUUAAUUGAAGGCACCAUUCCACCUGAGGUGGGAAGACUUGAGAACUUAGAGAUUUUACGUCUUGCUGGUAACAAACUUUCAGGGACCAUUCCACUUGAGGUGGGAAGACUUAGAAGCUUGAAGGCCUUAUAUCUUGAAGGCAAUAGACUUUCAGGAAUCAUUCCUCAAACAAUUUUCAACUUAUCUUCACUUGAAUUGUUAAAUUUGUCGAAGAAUUAUUUGUCAGGAGGCAUUCCCAAUGAAAUUGGCAAUCUUCCACAGCUACAAAUGAUAUAUCUUUCAAACAAUCAGCUUUCUGGUUCCAUACCAUUCUCAUUAUUUAAUAGUUCAAUGCUUCAAGUCAUUGAGCUUAAUUAUAAUAAUCUCUCUGGGAGUCUCCCAACAAAAAUGUGUUUUGGGCUUCCGAAACUUGAAAAAUUUCAGGUGUUUGCAAAUGAUUUAUCCGGUGAAAUACCUUCCGUUUGGCACCAAUGCAAGGAAUUGAUAGAUUUGUCAUUAUCAAAUAAUGGAUUCAACAAAGGAUAUAUACCAAAUGAUAUUGGAAAUUUGACCAACCUCCAAUUCCUAUAUCUUGACAACAACAAUUUGGAAGGUGAAAUUCCAUCAUCUCUCUUCAAUAUCCAUUCUUUAAGAGAAGUAAGUUUAUGGGGAAACAAUUUAGCUGGUACUCUUCCAAUAUCAAUUGCCAAUUGGACGUUGCUGGAAUACUUAUAUUUAAGUCAUAAUUCCUUCACAGGUGAAAUUCCAAAACUUCUAUUUAACAUGCCUUCUUUGACAAUUGUUGACCUUUCCAAGAACAAUUUAUAUGGUAAUAUGCCAGAAGAGAUGUGCCGUCAAUUCUCUUUUCUUAAAAUCUUCUCAGUUGCUGAGAAUCAAUUAGAGGGAAAAAUUCCAAAAUCAAUAAGUAAUUGCACAUCUUUAAAAUGGUUUGAACUUUCCCACAAUCAUUUUCAUGGUAAUCUACCAGAAGAGAUGUGCCAAAGACUCCCAUUACUUGAAGCCAUCCAGAUCGUUGAUAAUAAAUUAGAAGGAAGCAUUCCAGAAUCAUUAAGUAACUGCACAUCUUUAACAAGAUUAUUUUUGGAUGUCAACUCAUUUACAGGUUUUAUACCCAAGGGCAUAGGAAAUCUUGCUAAACUUCAAGAGUUAGCUUUGGCAGAUAAUUAUUUGCAUGGGCCUAUACCUUCCACCAUAUUCAACAUCUCAUCAUUGAUACAUGUGUACCUUGGAACUAACUUCCUCUCUGGCCUUUUGCCAUCAUAUCUAGGAAGUGGCCUUCCCAACCUAAACUUAUUGAGUUUGGAGGGAAAUGAACUUACUGGACAAAUUCCCAACAGUAUCUCAAAUGCUUCUAAGCUCACUGAGUUAGUUUUAGCAUCAAAUAAAUUUAGUGGAGCUAUACCCAAUUUACUUGGGAAUUUAACCAAUUUGAUGACAAUGGAAUUUGGUUGGAAUAACUUCAAUGGGUUGAUUCCUACUGCAAUCAACAAACUACAAAGCCUUCAAUAUUUAAGUCUCUAUUACAAUAGAAUGCAAGGGUCUAUCAUUGAUGAAAUUUGUCAACUCAAAAGUUUAAGUGAGUUGGAUCUAGCUGGCAACAUGUUUACAGGAAUGAUCCCCGCAUGUCUUGGGAAUCUAUCUUCUUUGAGAAAGUUGGAUUUCAGCUCUAACAAAUUGAUUUCUCAUAUUCCCUCCUCAUUUUGGAGUCUUGAAGAUAUCAUGGAAUUAGAUUUGUCCUCCAAUACAUUGAGUGGAACAAUUCCACUUGAGAUUUCAAACAUGAGGGCACUUACACUCUUGAAUUUAUCAAGAAAUCAAAUUUCAGGAAACAUCCCUGAAUCUAUGGGUGGCUUGAAGACUUUGUUGAACCUAUCUUUGGCUCACAACAAAUUCCAGGGGCCUAUUCCUAAAUCACUUGGUGGCAUGAUAAGUAUUGAGUUCUUGGAUCUUUCUCAAAAUUAUUUGUCUGGUGUGAUUCCAAAGUCCUUAGAGUCUCUUGUCUAUAUGAAGUACAUUAACCUUUCCUACAAUUUCUUAUAUGGAGAAAUUCCAAAUGGUGGGCCUUUCCAAAAUUUUACAGCUGAAUCUUUUAUGAUGAAUGAAAAUCUUUGUGGAAGGCCCCAACUUCAUAUCCAACCAUGUAGAAAAGAAAACAAGCAUAGGUCAAAUAAAGUGAUGCUUUUGAUCAUAUGCUUGGUGCCUAUAAUAGUUUUCAUUUUGGUUGUUUCAUGCAUAGUCUUUCUAAAGCAUAAGAGAAAACAUGCUAAUGAUUCAACCGAUGCGGUUUUAAUGAAUUUGGAGAUACCAAUAAGAAUAUCCUAUUAUGAAAUUCUACAAGGAACAAAUAGGUUUGAUGAAAGUAAUCUACUUGGAAGGGGAAGUUUUGGAUCAGUAUACAAAGCAACAUUGUCAAAUGGAAAGACAGUUGCUAUUAAAAUAUUUAACUUUGACUUGGAAGAGGCAUGGAAGAGUUUUGAUACAGAAUGCACUGCCAUAUGCAAUUUACGUCACCGCAAUCUCAUCAGCAUCAUAAGCAGCUGCUCUAAUGAUAAUUUUAAAUCAUUAAUCAUGGAGUUUAUGUCAAAUGGAAGUCUUAAUAAAUGGUUGUACUCUCAUAACUAUUGCUUGGAUAUUUUUCAAAGAUUGAAUAUAAUGAUUGAUGUGGCUUCAGCACUAGAAUAUCUUCAUAGUGGUUCCUCUACACCAGUGGUUCAUUGUGAUGUGAAGCCAAGCAAUGUUUUAUUGGAUGAAAAUAUGGUGGCACAUCUCAGUGAUUUUGGUAUUGCCAAAUUAUUAGGUGACACAGAAUCAGAAAUUUACACCAAGACUUUGGCUACAAUUGGCUAUAUGGCACCAGAGUAUGGAUCAAAAGGAGCUAUUUCUAGUAAAGGAGAUGUGUAUAGUUAUGGCAUUUUGCUCAUGGAAAUGCUGACGAGGAAAAAUCCAACAGAUGACCUGUUUAAUGAAAGUCUAAGUUUGAAGGAUUGGGUUAGCAAAUCAACUCCUCAUUCAAUAAUCAACAUUUUAGAUGUCAAUUUGCUGCAAGGAGACAAUCAAAAUAUUGGCAAAAUAUUGUCACAUGUGUCAUCAAUAUUUGAGUUGGCCUUGAAUUGUUGUGCUGAUUUACCGGAGACACGAAUUAAUAUGACAGAUGUUGUAGUAUUCUUGAAAAAAUUUAAGGUCUCAUUUUUAAAAAAUGUUAGAGCCGCACUGGUUGAGUAAUUGUGAGAUCAAAUUCCAGUUAUUGUUUAUUUA